Colletotrichum navitas is the source of this 854-nucleotide messenger RNA. RefSeq lists its product as uncharacterized. Bases 175 to 636 code for a protein of 153 amino acids. The record is from RefSeq and is a predicted model, not a curated record. NCBI's taxonomy places the organism in Eukaryota, Fungi, Ascomycota, Sordariomycetes, Glomerellales, Glomerellaceae. The transcript has 2 exons.
GGAUGAUUGUUGUGGAAGCAGCAACCCAAAAUGUAGGUAGAGGAGAGGUUGUAACUGCUGGUGUACAUUUCAGACAAAAAAUAGGUUGGCUUUGCCUAAGGGUGGAGACAAGUAUACUAGGUAUGAAAGCACGCACGCUGUUUUCAUCAACAUUUCACGCCUUGUCGAGAAAUUAUGCAUCGCUCAAUCGCGUCCUUAUCGUGCUCCGCCAACGCAGAAUUCGCGAGCUCAGCCCUCAUACCCGAUGCAGCAGCCUCUUAUACUAGAGCAGCAUAUAAGCAGAUACGUUGCCCAAUCACCAAAGCUUUCCAUUCAUUCUGUCGGGGCUACGAGACAAGGACCGAGGCCCGCUACUGGUUUCUGGCGGGCUAUCAACUGACUUUCCGGCCACUGUGUCCUCUUCCGGCCUGCAACGUCCCGGAUAUCCGGCUUGUUGGCCACACCGGCCCAGCGGCGACGUGUUGCCGGUGGCCCCCACGCAAUCCACCACCCGAAAGCUUAUUCGAUGUUCGCGAGCCAAGAGACCCACGUGGCCUGCCCGGCCCGCGGGCAUCGGGUCGUUCGCAAAGACCGCAGUACCGCGAUCCACGACGCCGUUAUAAAGCCGGCGUCCAGAGGCGGAUUGGUCAGGAAUAAAGCCAAUGGCAGACCAGAUAUUGCGAGUCGCGAUAAUGAGCCCUUGUAAAGUAGUCAGCUUGUGAGGUAGAUCUGUCCAGGGAGGUUUCGUAAUGAACAAAUGAUAGAUGACCAAAUAUCGUACCUCAAAAUAGAAUCAAGGGUACCACCAUAGCACUCCUCGCCGUACACUAGAUGUACCUAUAAUAAGGGAUCUGCGCUUGUACCACAUAUAGAUU